Molecule: messenger RNA, 576 nt
Organism: Glycine soja
Lineage: Eukaryota; Viridiplantae; Streptophyta; Magnoliopsida; Fabales; Fabaceae
Product: defensin-like protein
Exons: 2
Coding region: 79-306 (75 amino acids)
Biological process (GO): defense response
Source: RefSeq, a predicted model, not a curated record
CACAAACCACUUAAUGUACCCUGAUAUACACACACACAGCUAGCAGAUAUUACAUACACGUGAAUCACUAAUUAAGCCAUGGAGAAGAAAUCAAUAGCUGGGUUGUGCUUCCUCUUCCUUGUUCUCUUUGUUGCUCAAGAAGUUGUGGUGCAAACUGAGGCAAAGACUUGCGAGAACCUGGCUGAUACAUACAGGGGUCCAUGCUUCACCACUGGCAGCUGCGAUGAUCACUGCAAGAACAAAGAGCACUUGCUCAGAGGCAGAUGCAGGGACGAUUUUCGCUGUUGGUGCACCAAAAACUGUUAAAUGGAUCCAUUCACUCCAACGUGAAGAAGAUGCAUGCAGCGCUAUUUUAUAAAAAAUAAAACUACUAUAUACUAUAUAUAAUAAGACUGGCGCUGCAUCAAUGACCUAUGUAUUAUAGUAUAUAUUAUUACCGAUGUCAGAACUAUAGAUGCAUGUACUGUGCAUAACGGCUGAGUUAUGUACUUAUGUUAAGAAUAAAAUAAAGUGCUGUUGUUGCAAAGCAUGGUCGUAUUGUAUUGUUCUUAGUACGAUCUUUUUAAUUAAUCUUCA